Hibiscus syriacus is the source of this 561-nucleotide messenger RNA. Its product is annotated as receptor-like protein kinase ANXUR2. The transcript is spliced from 3 exons. Gene Ontology annotation, biological process: protein autophosphorylation. Lineage: Eukaryota; Viridiplantae; Streptophyta; Magnoliopsida; Malvales; Malvaceae. The coding region runs from base 1 to 561 and encodes 186 amino acids. Gene Ontology annotation, cellular component: plasmodesma; plasma membrane. Gene Ontology annotation, molecular function: transmembrane receptor protein tyrosine kinase activity. The record is from RefSeq and is a predicted model, not a curated record.
AUGGAUAAGGAUCAAACACGUUAUUUGGAUCCAGAGUGUUGUGAAACAGCACAACCAGAGGAGAAAUGUGAUGUUUAUUCAUUUGGGGUCGUUUUAUUUGAAGUUUUGUGUGCUAGAAGGCCAUUUGUGGUACAUGAUGGGAAGAUUACUUUUCUAGUUGAUUGUGCCUGUCGGUCUAAUAGAGAUGGAACGGUUUAUGAUAUCAUUGAUCCAUAUUUGAAGAGGAGGAUUGCACCGGAAUGCUUCAAGAUGUUCGUGGACAUCGCGGGUUCUUGUACUCGUGUAGUUGGUGAUGUACGGCCCGAGAUCAGUGAAGUGCAGGUGAUGCUAGAGCGUGCUUUGGUACUGCUAGAGAAAGCAGAUUCCGAUCCGGCGCAUAUGGCCCCUUAUGGUGAAUAUAUGUAUGAAGAAGCAUCUUUUUGUGCUUUUGUCCCUCACCACAAAUCCAGAGUAGACAAUGACAGUUCUGAUGUAGAAGGUGUCUCUGGAUUAAUCUAUCCAACUAUGGAUAGCGGUGACUUCGAGUCGUUUGCAAGUGAUGAACUGAGGGAACUAAGGUGA